AGUCAACGAAAAGCAGACUUUUUUUUUUUUUAAUAAUCUCACAUCAUCAUCCAUCAGAGAGAGAGAAUGAAGGGGGGCACGAAAAGUCCGAUCCAGGCGGUGUGGUCAUGGGUGAGGAGGCAACCACCGAAGGUGAAGGCUUUUCUGGCGGUGAUCACUGGCAUGGCUGCUUUGGUUCUGCUGAGAUUCAUUGUCCACGAUCACGACAAUCUCUUCGUGGCCGCCGAAGCUGUUCACUCAAUCGGGAUCUGUGUUCUCAUCUACAAACUUAUGAAAGAAAAGACCUGCGCCGGAUUGUCACUGAAAUCUCAGGAGCUUACGGCGAUAUUUCUAGCUGUCAGGCUGUAUUGCAGCUUUGUGAUGGAGUAUGAUAUACACACCAUCCUGGAUCUGGCUACUCUUGGAACAACUCUCUGGGUUAUAUUUAUGAUCCGUUUUAAGUUAAGGCCUAGUUACAUGCAGGACAAAGACAACUUUGCUCUCUAUUAUGUGCUUGUGCCCUGUGUUGUCUUAGCUGUGUUGAUCCAUCCAUCCACCUCUCACAACAUAUUGAACAGGAUUUCUUGGGCAUUAUGCGUGUACCUCGAAGCUGUUUCAGUUCUGCCUCAGCUGCGCGUGAUGCAGAACACCAAGAUUGUUGAACCGUUCACAGCGCAUUAUGUAUUUGCACUAGGAGUAGCAAGGUUCCUUAGCUGUGCACACUGGGUUUUACAGGUUGUGGACACGAGAGGAAGAUUGCUGGUAGCAUUGGGAUAUGGAUUGUGGCCAUCAAUGGUUCUCAUCUCAGAGAUUGUUCAAACUUUCAUUCUUGCUGAUUUCUGUUACUACUACGUCAAAAGUGUAUUCGGAGGGCAGCUUGUUCUCCGUCUUCCGUCUGGAGUAGUUUAAAGUUACAAAGAUAGAAAACACUCCACUGGUGUAGCUUGCCCAAGUCAGGAAAACGCAGGCAGCUCCUUUACCUCUGCCCUUAUACAGUUGUAUGUGUCAGAAGGUGACUUUUGUUACGAAUUAAUUUUACUGUGUUGUAUAUUUAUGAUUCUUUAAGGUGGUUUUCACGUCUU
Messenger RNA from Raphanus sativus (radish), 1061 nucleotides. RefSeq lists its product as uncharacterized. The transcript is spliced from 6 exons. The coding region runs from base 67 to 888 and encodes 273 amino acids. Gene Ontology annotation, biological process: protein retention in ER lumen. Gene Ontology annotation, molecular function: ER lumen protein retrieval receptor activity. Lineage: Eukaryota; Viridiplantae; Streptophyta; Magnoliopsida; Brassicales; Brassicaceae. The record is from RefSeq and is a predicted model, not a curated record. Gene Ontology annotation, cellular component: membrane.